Messenger RNA from Phasianus colchicus (ring-necked pheasant), 4318 nucleotides. NCBI's taxonomy places the organism in Eukaryota, Metazoa, Chordata, Aves, Galliformes, Phasianidae. The record is from RefSeq and is a predicted model, not a curated record.
CUGGUCAUGAGUGGUGUUCCCCAGGGAUCAGUACUGGGGCAGACCCUGUUUGAUAUCUUUAAUUGAUGGACGAGGCAAUUGAGUGCAGCCUUAGUAAAUUUGUGGAUUACAUCAAGCUGGGAGGAAGUGUCAAUCUACCUGAGAGCAGAAAGGAAGUCCAGUUCCCUACAGAGGAAACUGGACAGACUGAAUCAAUGGGCUGAGGCCAGCUGUGCAUGCUUUGACAGGACCAAGUGUCAGGUCCUGCACUUUGGUCACAACAACCCCAGGCAGCACUACGGGCUUGGGGCACAGUGGCUGGAAAGCUGUGCUGAGAAGGAUCUGGGGGUGUUAGCUGACUGCCAGCGGAACAUGAGGCAGCGGUGUGCCCAGUUAGCCAAGGUGGCCAAUAGCAUGUUGUAUCAGAAAUAGUGCAGUCAGCAGGACCAGGGAGGUGAUUGAUUGUCCUCCUGUACUCUGUUCUGAGCUGUGCACUUUGAGUACCGUGUUCAGUUGUGGGCCUCCUGCUACAAGGACACUGAGGUCCUGAAGCGUGUCUAGAGAAGGACAAUGAAGCUGGUGAGGGGUCUGGAGCACAAGCCUUAUAAGGAGCACUUGAGGGAACCGGGACUGUUUGGUCUGGAGGAGGCUCUGGAGGCCUUACAGCCCUCUACAACUCCCUGAAAGGAAGUUGUGAAGAGGUGGGGGUCGGCCUCUUCUAUGGAGGAACAGUGAUAGGAUGAGAGCGAACGGCCUCAAGCUGUGCUGGGGAAGGCUGAGGCCGGGUAUUAGGAAAAACUCACCCCAAAGAACGGUCAGGCACGCACUGGAGCGGGCUGCCAGGGAGGUGUCGGAGUCACCGUCCCGGGAGGCGUUCAAGUGCAGAUGCGGCACCGAGGACGCGGUUAGCAGUGGUGACGGCUGGGUGCCUGGCCUAGCUGACCGUAAAGGUCUUUUCUCCAGAAUCCCUCGCAGCGACGGCAGCCUCUUCCCGCUGAUCGACGGCAGCCCCAGCACGCUCGGUUUUUACCAGGCAGGCAGGUGUUCCCGAGGCCCGGCCCCCCGCGGCGCCUCACGGCGGGGAGAGCCGCCACCUGUCGUCCCUGGGCACGAGUCACAGGCGUGACGGCAGGCCCGCCUCUUCGGCGGGGCAAGGUCUGUGCCAUGAGCCGGCCCGGCCGCUGGCGCUCCUGUUUGCGCACGGCGCUGCCGUGACGCGGGGCGAAUGGAAACGGCGGAGGCUGUGGCAUCGCUGCCUGAAGACAUGAGACCCGGACCUGAUCUCUACGGUUUCCCUUGGGAACUAGUGAUCGCUGUCAGCAUUGCUGGAGCCUUUACAAUUUUCCUGUUCCUGUAUAGAAGUUAUCAGUCAGUUAGAAGUCGACUUUAUGUAGGAAGGGAAAAACAGCUUGCCAAUAAAAUUGCUGAACUAGUUGAAGAGAAAUGCAAAAUUCUUGAGAAACUCAGCCUUAGCAAAAAAGAGUUGGAAGAUUUAGAAUUGUCUCUAAAGGAUGACAACAUUAUGAAAGAAUCAGAUGCAUCUCUUUUUGAGGAAACACAUGAAAAGCUGAACAAAUCAAACUUGGAACUCAACCAAGAAAUAGAGAAUCUGGAAAAGGAACUGGAAGAAGAAAAAUCCAAACAAUCAGAAAAUGAUAAAUUGGUGGCUGAAAUUCAGGAAAGACUGGAAUCUUUGGAGAAAGAAGCAAAAUGUAUUCAAUCACAAGUUGCUGAGGCCAAGUCCACCCUAAAAGUGUAUCAGAUUAAUACAGAGAGACUGAAGACAUCUCUUCAAGAUGCAAUAGAUGAAAACCGGCAGCUUCAGGAGAGUGAGAAACAGCUUUUACAAGAAGCCGAAGGAUGGGGUGAACGAUUUAGUGAACUAAAUGAACAAACUAAGAUGUUUGAAUCGUCUAAAGCAGAUAUAGAAGAAGUACUGAAAGAUAAAGAGAAUCAAGUCAAGUCAUUGACACAGUACUUAUUAAAGAUGAAAGACUGGAGUUCAGCAGUCAGAGAUGACGAUGAUGCUGAAGACAACCACUGGGACACCGAUUUAAAGGGUGAAACAGAAAAUGGAGAGCAUUUAGAUGAUCAGCAAAAACGAACCAUAAAGAAAUUGAUCUAUGCUGCAAAGUUAAAUGCCUGUUUAAAGACCAUGGAAACAGAAAGAGAUCAAAUGUAUUCAAAAUUGUCUGAUGAAAGUAAAGCUAAGGGAGAACUUACAGAGCGUAUAGAAAACCUCCAAAGUGAACAGGUUUCCUUACAAUCUGAAAAUGAACGUUUGGAAAGUGAAGUUCAAAAGCUUCAGCAGAAACUUAAAGUUAUGACUGAGCUUUAUCAAGAAAAUGAAAUGAAACUACACAGAAAACUGACAGUAGAAGAGAGAGAACGCCUACAAAAAGAAGAAAAGCUUUCUAAAGUAGAUGAGAAAAUUACUCAUGCUGCUGAAGAACUAAACAGCUACAGAGAGAGAGCAAAAGAUCUGGAAGAAGAGCUAGAACGAACCAUUCGUUCUUAUCAGAAUCAGAUUACUUCACAUGAGAAGAAAGCUCACGAUAAUUGGCUGACAGCUCGUGCAGCUGAAAGACAACUCAAUGAUAUAAGAAAAGAAAACGCUCAUAACAGACAAAAAUUAACUGAAGCAGAAUUUAAACUUGACCUUUUAGAAAAAGAUCCUUAUGCUCUUGACGUUCCAGUUAGACCAUUCAGAGAGCAUUCCCCAUAUGGACCCUCACCAAUGGGCCGGCCUUCAUCUGAAACAAGAGCUUUUCUUUCCCCUCCAACUUUAUUGGAGGGUCCUUUAAGGCUUUCACCUAUGCUUCCAGGUGCAGGAGGAGGAAGAGGAUCUAGAGGACCAGGAUCAACUGUCAUGUAUGAAGCCAGCAAUGAACGAGGAGACAUGAGUUCUGAUAGAUUAACUGAUCCUCACAGACCACCAUCAGAUACUGGAUCCCUGUCUCCUCCCUGGGACAGAGAACGCAGAAUAAUUCUGCCUCCAUCAGGUGAGCCUUAUACUGAUUCAGUUCUUCCUCCUCGAAGACAAGAAAGAUUUUUCCCUAAUCCUCCAAAUACUGGAAGGCUUUCUGGACCAGCAGAGCUGCGGACUUACAGUAUGCAGUCUUUUGAGAAGACAGAUGGGCAGACAUCUUCAGAAAAUAGCCCGCUAACAGAACCAACUGGAAAUGAGAUGAAAGAUCAUUCUAAUCUUAGUAACUCUCUCCCUGAUCGAAUGCUGGCAUCUGAAAGUGAAGCAGUUAGCUCAGGGUUUGCUCCUCCACCUUUCCCUCCAGUCAGACCUCCAAUGAUGCCUAUGGAUCCCCGAGGACCCUUCAUGAGACGACCCCCUUUUCCUCCCCCUCCACCUGCUGGCAUCUACGGACCACGUGAAUGUUUUCCAGUACGAGACUUGGGGCUCCCACGCCCUCCACUGCCAAUGAGAAAUCCAUUUCCCAUGAGAUCCUUUCCUCACUAUCCACCUCAGCGACCUGAAUUCUUGCCUCCACCCCCACCUCCUGAAAACAGAAUUGAGUCACCUCAGUCAAAUACGUCAGCCACAGAACAACCAGAACCACAACAAGAGACUUGAAAGGUGUUUGAGCACCAUGCUGAACCAUUUCUCUACUCUUCUAAUGGCAUUUUCCCUUAUGUUAAGUAACUGCUGUUACUUAGGUAUAAAUAAACUACUUUGCUCAAAUUGAAGCUUAAUAGAAAAUUUUCAGGAUAGUAUUUUGUAAAUAGAGAGAACAAAAUAUAACUCACAAAUAUUGUGAAUAAGUGAUUUCCAUUGUACAGUAGUCACUUUAAGUAUUUCUAAUUUAGGUGAUCUCUUCAGAGGUAUAUAAAAUUAAAUAAUGUGAAUUGUUUUAAAAGUGCAGCUGCUUUGUCCUUGUUUAGCUGUACAGGGAAGCUUUGCAUGCUAAAAGUGAUGCUUGCUCUAUGAAUAGAAUGUGAAAAAACUGAAUAAAUAAAAUGUAAAGGUGAUGAAAUAAUUACUUCUGUAGUACCAUGUUAACAGGAAAGUUUCAGGGAAGGGAAGAGGAACCCAACUACAUAUGUACUCUAUUAUUGACUUGUAGGUGAUCUUUCAGCUGAGAAAGCUUCACAGAAUGGCAGAUGACAGCAACUUACCACUGUGGCACAAAGGAAAGGAAAUGUAAAGCAUUCUUAUCACUAUUGAAAACUGCUAGCCUAAGGAAUGUUUCAUUGCAGGUGUUCUGUUUAAGGCAAGAUGCUGUGAAAGCAAGGAGUUACCAUCUUACAGCUGUAUGUGAUACUUCAGCAUCAUCAGACAAUUGUUAUUAGAGAUGCGUGGCCACAGUAAACAGCAGUUGAAGUCCUA